This is a messenger RNA of Paramisgurnus dabryanus, 1957 nucleotides long. The record is from RefSeq and is a predicted model, not a curated record. NCBI's taxonomy places the organism in Eukaryota, Metazoa, Chordata, Actinopteri, Cypriniformes, Cobitidae.
AUGAAAGCGAUUGGGAAGCUGUGGAGGAACCGCUGCCCGGCCUUCGCAGAUUCAGCAAGCCAAACAUCACCCUGGACCCAGACAUUCGCAGGCGACCGAGGCGUGUCACAACCGAACACCCCACGCGAUGCAGCUCCGGGGACCGCGUUCGGGGGGUUUACAUGCACUAAGUGUAUUGAAGUAUUAAGGUUAACUGAGAAGGUUGCUGAACUAGAAUCGCGCAUCCGAACGCUAGUUGAGGAUAGCAAAACCGCUAAUGUUACGGUCGCAAAUAAUCUAUCGAGCGAAAAGACUAAUGGCUCGGUUCCGACAUCAGAUGCUAAUAUAAAUAUUACAAAUACUGUAUCGAGCGCGCAUAGUGUUUAUCAAAAUACACAUGGCUCGGUUCCGUCAUCAGAGUCAAGUCGGCGGUCAAACUGGGUGACUGUUAGGCGGCAUAGUCAUAUAAGGCGUCCUUCUAAGACCCAUAGCGUAACGACAAUUUCUAACAGAUUCGAUCCCCUAAGGAGUAUACCAGCUGAAACACCUUUUAAAAGUGCCCUGGUCAUUGGAGAUUCUAUACUCAGGAACACUAACAUUGAGGCACCAAACACCAUAGUCGACUGUAUACCGGGAGCCAGAACGUCUGACAUUAGAUCCAAACUUAAAGUGCUGGCUAAUGCUAAGCGGAAGUUUUCUAAGAUUGUUAUUCACGCCGGCACGAAUGACACUAGGCUCCGCCAGUCGGAAAUCACCAAAGAUAAUAUUAAGGAGAUGUGUGAAAUUGCAAAAACAAUGUCAGACAAUGUAAUAUGCUCUGGUCCCCUCCCCGCCUACCGGGGAGAUGAAACACAUAGUAGAUUAGUGUCUCUCAAUGGAUGGAUGUCAAAGUGGUGCCCUCAGCAUAACGUAGGGUUUAUAGACAAUUGGAAGCAUUUCUGGGGAAGACCAUUUCUCCUAACCCGAGAUGGCCUUCAUCCGUCAUCGGAAGGAAGUGCUAUACUCACUAAAAAGCUGAUCAAUAGUCUUAAUUCUGAUAUAGUCUGACUAUCCAGGGCCCAGGUCAGGAAACAGACGGAUCGGCUUAACCGUCCAUCUUUUAGCUGCCGUGAUAUGUCAAGACCACUUAUAUCCCAGCACUUCGAGUCAAUCUUACCGAAAUAUCAGCACAUUUCAACUGUAUCUGUUCCCCGAACAAAUAAAUACAGGGCACCGCUUGUUACAUCUGGUACAAAUCUGAUUCAAAUAAAAUUAGAAAACAAUACAUUAACAGAUGAAUCUCGAAUGUUAAAAUUCGGCCUUCUUAACAUUAGAUCGCUUACCAAUAAAGAACCUAUUGUCAAUGAAAUAAUUACAGACCAAAACUUAGAUGUACUCUGUUUAACAGAAACCUGGCUUAAAGCAGACGACUACAUUAGUUUAAAUGAAUCCACCCCACAAGACUAUUAUUAUAAACACGAACCUUGAUUAAAGGGGAGAGGGGGUGGUGUAGCUACAAUAUACAACACAAUUUUUAAAGUAAACCAAAAAUCUGAGCUAAAAUUUAAAUCAUUUGAAGUAAUGUUGUUAAAUAUGGAAAUAACUGAUCGUAACCACAAACAGCUUUCUUUUGCUUUAGCGACAAUCUAUAGACCACCGGGCCACCAUGCAGAUUUCCUUAAUGAAAUAGCAGAUUUCCUAUCUGAGCUUGUAGUCACUGUAGAUAAAGCUCUUAUUGUUGGUGAUUUUAAUGUCCAUGUGGACAACCCAAAAGACGCGUUAGGACGUGCGUUUAUAGAUGUUCUAAAUUCUCUCAAUAUUAGACAAAACGUGACAGGGCCAACGCAUACUCGUAAUCACACAUUAGACUUAAUUCUGUCACUCGGACUCAAUAUUAAUGACGUCGAAAUAUCACCUCAGAGUGAUGCAGUUUCUGACCAUUACCUUGUGUCAUACACUGUACUUCUAGAUAGGAUCACUCAAUCUACAACAUGCUACC